CCAGAGGUGCCGUCCGCCACCUUCUUCACCGCGCUGCUCUCGCUCCUGUUGUCCGGGCCCCGCCUGUUUCUGCUGCAGCCGCCCCUGCCGCCCUCCGGCCUCUCUCUGCGAUCCGAUUGCCUGCGCAACUGGCAAGUUUACAGGCUGGUGACCUACAUCUUUGUCUAUGAGAAUCCAGUUUCCCUGCUGUGUGGUGCUAUCAUCAUCUGGCGCUUUGCUGGCAAUUUUGAGAGAACCGUGGGCACCGUCCGCCACUGCUUCUUCACCGUGAUCUUCGCCCUCAUCUCCGCUAUCAUCUACUUGUCCUUUGAGGCCGUGUCGUCACUGUUGAAGUUGGGGGAGGUGGAGGACGCCAGAGGUUUCACCCCAGUGGCUUUUGCCAUGCUGGGAGUCAGUGUUGUCCGCUCCCGCAUGAGGAGGGCCCUGGUAUUCGGCAUGGUUGUGCCCUCCAUCCUGGUGCCAUGGCUCCUGCUGUGUGCCUCCUGGCUCAUUCCUCAGACCUCUUUUCUCAGUAAUGUCUGUGGACUUGGAGUUGGGCUAGCAUAUGGCCUCACAUACUGCUAUUCCUUCGACAUCUCAGAGAAAAUAGCAUUGAAGCUUGACCAGAAGUUCCCUUUCAGCCUUAUGAGGAGGAUUUCGAUAUUCAAAUACAUCUCAGGUUCUUCAGCCGAAAGAAGAGCAGCCCGGAACCGGAAGCUGAACCCUGUGCCCGGCUCCUACCCCACGCAGAGCAGCUACCCUCACCUGUCCCCAAGCCCCCUUGUUGCCCAGAUGCAGCAUGCCAGUGGCCAGAAACUAGCUUCCUGGCCAGCCUGUGCUCUUGGGCACAUGCCCAGCCUGCCUCCCUACCAGCCUGCCUCCGGCCUGUGUUACGUGCAGAACCAUUUUGGCACAGCCCCUAACUCCUGUGCCUACCCAGGUUCCGUAGCGGUCUCCUUAGGGGUCCAGCCCCUCAUCCCCCUCAACUGCCCUGCCACUGAAUGUUCCAGGGCCCUGCCCACUCCAGAGACUACAGACUCCAAGGAAUGCUCAAGGAUCCUGAUCCCUUGAUGGGAAAUUUCUAGGGAAAUUAUCUAAGGUUUUCUUGACAAAAAAUUAUUUAUUAAACACCUCUGUGCCAGGCUCUGUGUUGAGUACUUUGCUAUAUGUCCUUAUUACAUUUUCUUUUUAUUUUUUUUUAUAUAUUUUUAUUGAUUUCAG
Molecule: messenger RNA, 1200 nt
Organism: Myotis brandtii (Brandt's bat)
Lineage: Eukaryota; Metazoa; Chordata; Mammalia; Chiroptera; Vespertilionidae
Gene: RHBDD2
Product: rhomboid domain containing 2
Exons: 4
Cellular component (GO): membrane
Molecular function (GO): serine-type endopeptidase activity
Source: RefSeq, a predicted model, not a curated record